Sphenostylis stenocarpa is the source of this 1716-nucleotide messenger RNA. Lineage: Eukaryota; Viridiplantae; Streptophyta; Magnoliopsida; Fabales; Fabaceae. The record is from the annotation of a GenBank genome assembly.
AUGGAAAUUGACCAAUUUUCAUCCACAACUUCAAAUUUAAGAGAAACCCAAGUGGGUUAUUGCUCUACACAAGAGGAUGUGGUUCAAGCAAAAGGGAUUUUCUCUGGAAUGGAAUUGCUGAGAGAGAUUGAUUAUCUACCUAUUGAGAACGAAAAAGGAACCAAAUUGUUCGAGGAUGAAGAUCAGAAACAGCUACAAGAACCCCAAGUUGAUAACUUGUUGUUAGAAGAGGUUAAAUAUGACUAUGAUAUGCAACUGAAACCAACAGAACAAUUGGAUGGAACUACAGGGCCAGCGAAACAUGGCAUAGAAUCAGCUGAAAACAAAAAGCAGGUGCCACCAUCAUUAGCAUCCUUAGAGCUGCUGAGAAAUUAUGGAAGCAGAUUGAAGAGGCUAAAUGAGCAAAAUAUAAGCACCUUUCACAAUACGAAAACCUCUUUGGAUCACCAAAAGAUAUCAACUGAAGAAAUUAUAAGAGUGGCUGGAGCAAGGUAUAUUCAAUAUUCUGCACAUUGGAAUGAUAGUUUUUGCAUCCCUAUGCACCCAUACGGAUUGGAUGUUGGUAUUUUGUCAGAGGAAGAAAAUCGAGAUGUAGAACUUGCUCAGUUUCUCCUUGCUGCAGCUGAGAGGGUAGGUUGCCAACAAUUUGAACGUGCAUGCAGGUUGCUUCUCCAUUGUCAAUGGAAUUCAUCAGUCGGUGCAAGCCCUGUUCAAAGAGUUAUCUUUCACUUCGCUCGAGCACUUCGAGAGAGAAUCGAUAAAGAACUAGGAAGGAUAACAGCUAAGGGAUCAGCGAAAAAUGAACAAAGGGAGUUCACUCAGAAGAUUGACACCAACAUUGCCCUAACAUUCCAUCAGAAAAUUCCUUUCAAUCAAGUGAUGCAAUUCGCUGGGAUACAAGCUAUAGUGGAACAUGUUUCAUCUGAGACCAAAAUCCAUCUCAUAGAUCUUCAAACAAGAAUUGGGGUGCACUGCACAGCUUUGAUGCAAGCACUGACUGAACGCCAGGAUUGCAAAGUGCAACUUUUCAAGAUAACCGCACUUGCACUUAAUUCAUGCAAAACCUUGAUACAGGAGACUGGAAAAAGGUUAGCUAGUUUUGCUGAAUCCUUGAACUUACCCUUUUCAUAUAAUGCGGUUUUUGUGACAGACUUUGCAGAAAUAAGGGAAGAUCAUUUUGAAAUUGGAGAGGAUGAAGCUGUGGCUGUCUACUCUCCAUAUUUUCUAAGGUGCAUGGUAUCAAGGCCAGAUUGUAUGGAAAACUUGAUGAGGGUUAUAAGGAAUAUCAAACCAGUUAUAAUGAUAGUCCUUGAAGUAGAAGCUAACCAUAACUCACCCUCCUUUGUGAACCGCUUCAUUGAAGCAUUGUUCUUCUACUCGGCAUUUUUUGAUUGCCUCGGAACCUGCAUAAAACAUGAGAUUGAGCACAGAAUGACAAUAGAAGCAGUAUUUUCUGAUGGGAUAAGAGACAUCGUGGCAAUGGAAGGGAGGGAAAGAAAAGUUAGAAAUGUGAAGAUCGAUGUUUGGAGAAGAUUCUUUGCAAGGUACCGGAUGGUGGAAACCGGGUUUAGUGAGUCCUCUCUUUGCCAUGCUCACUUGGUCAACAAAGAUUUUGCUUUUGCGAAAUUCUGCACUAUAGACGAGAGUGAGAAGUGCCUCAUUGUUGGAUGGAAAGGGACCCCACUGUAUUCAAUCUCAGCUUGGAGAUUUCUUUAA